AUGGCGCUGCAGCUUGCGCCAUGGCGCCUCCUCCUCGUGCUCGCCGCCCUCCUGGCUGCCGCCUCGGCGCAGACGUCGCCCACCGCGGCGCCUGCCCCGCCUGUUCCCGUACCAGUGCCGACAGCGCCGGCCCAAGCCCCUCCCGUGCCGGCGACUCCCGCUCCCACUGCCACCCCCGUCGCCCCCGUCGCCCCCGUCGCCCCGGUAAAGCCGCCUCCCGCAGUCGCGCCGGUCAAGCCGCCUCCCGCAGUCGCGCCGGUCAAGCCGCCUCCCGUCGUCGCGCCCGUGUCCGCGCCGCCGCCUGUUGUCACACCACCGCCUGUCACUCCCCCGCCGGUGACACCACCGCCUGUCGUACCCCCGCCUGUCUCCGCGCCUCCUCCCGUGACGCCACCGCCGGCGACGCUACCGCCCGCGGCUGCCCCGGCCCAAGCACCCGCGGUGCUGCCACCGGUGGCGGCAACUCCGCCCGCGGCCAUGGCACCCGCCGUGCUCCCACCCGCCGAAGCCCCGUCCAAGAGCAAGAACAAGCACAAGAGGAAGAAGAGCGGCAAGAAGAAGGCGCCCGCCCCUGCUCCCGAGCCACUCAGCCCGCCGGCGCCCGUCGCGCCGGAGCCCACCGUGGAGGACGUGUCUGGCCCGGCACCCUCCGCCAACGAUCUGAGCGGGAGCAGCCGGCAGUACGUGCAAUGGGGUUUCGUGGUGCAGACCGCCGUGGUUGCGCUUUUGCUGUCAGUAGCGUGGUGAAAGUGAAGCAUAUAUAGAGAUCCAUUCAUCCGUCCGUCGAUUUUAUUCAUGUAUCACACCUCAUGAUUCGAUCAUUCCUCUUGUUUCUGGUAGGGAAUUAUGAUUUAUUCGGGGCUUGUAAUAAACAGUUUUUUUUUGACGUGUUUUGCAUGUAUUUUUUUUCUGAAUUGAAUACCGGCAUUGUCUUCUUUAGUUC
Molecule: messenger RNA, 943 nt
Organism: Lolium rigidum
Lineage: Eukaryota; Viridiplantae; Streptophyta; Magnoliopsida; Poales; Poaceae
Product: vegetative cell wall protein gp1-like
Exons: 2
Coding region: 1-747 (248 amino acids)
Cellular component (GO): plasma membrane
Source: RefSeq, a predicted model, not a curated record